AUAAUAAAGAAACGCUAAUAAAAUGGUAAUUAAUUUGGUAACGGAAUCGUGUUUUGGUAAUAAACUAUUAAGUACGUAUAUAAAAAAAGGUUUGACUCCCUUGACAUUUCUCACUCCACCGUCGUCUUCUUCCAUGGCGAUAGCCGCAGCCGCCGUAACGCUUCCCCUCAGGGCUUCCAAUCGCCGACCUUUGUCUUCCUCCUUCACCGUUCCGUUCAAUUUUUCUCAUUACACGCCGUCAUCCUCGCGACGGCAUACUCUGAGUUUCUCCGUUCGGCUCUCUUCUCUCCGCAUUUCGGCUGCUCUGUCAAUGAGCACGGAAGCUACGGAGAAAGCUUAUCCGGCUUCGUUUCUUGAUCGCAAAGUAGGUGGAUAUAUUCACUUCGCAAAGUACCAUGGCCUCGGCAACGAUUUCAUACUGGUUGAUAACAGAGAUUCUGCAGAACCUAAAAUCACCCCUGAGCAGGCUGUGAAACUGUGUGACAGAAAUUUUGGCAUUGGUGCCGACGGGGUGAUUUUCACAAUGCCUGGCACCAAUGGGACUGAUUAUACCAUGAGGAUAUUCAAUUCUGAUGGCAGUGAGCCUGAGAUGUGUGGUAAUGGAAUUCGAUGCUUUACCAAAUUCAUAUGCGAGCUUGAGAAUCUACAUGGAAAGCAAAGCUUCACUGUACACACUGGAGCUGGCUUGAUUGUUCCUGAGAGACACGAAGACGGAAAGGUUAGGGUUGAUAUGGGUGAGCCCGUUCUCAAGGCAUCAGAUGUUCCCACAAAAUUAUUGGCAAAUAAAGAUCAAUCUGUUGUUAAAGGAGAACUGGAGGUUGAUGGAACUACUUGGAGUGUGACAUGUGUUAGCAUGGGAAAUCCUCACUGUGUAACUUUUGGUACAGGAAACAAGGAUUUGCAAGUGGAUGAGAUGAACUUGGCAGAAAUUGGUCCAAAGUUUGAAAAUCACGUUAUGUUCCCUGCACGAACUAAUACUGAAUUUGUGCAAGUGUUGUCUCCGACGCACCUUAAAAUGCGUGUCUGGGAGCGUGGUGCAGGUGCAACCCUGGCUUGUGGAACUGGAGCUUGUGCUGUAGUUGUUGCUGCCGUGCUUGAGGGCCGUGCUAGAAGGCGGUGUACUGUCGAUUUACCUGGCGGGCCACUUGAGAUUGAAUGGAAGGAGGAUGACAACCAUGUGUAUAUGACUGGCCCAGCAGAUAUUGUCUUUUAUGGAACUGUUCCUCUCUAAAGCCACCAGCUCCCAUACCACUUAACUAUAUUUAUUCUCCAUUUUGGGCAUUGCAUUAGUCUUUAAAACUUUCCUGAACUUCAUAUCCAAUUUUCUUCAUGUAGUUCACUAGUUCCAUGAUGCAAUGCUUAACUUCUGAGAACAUGACAUGCCAUCUCCACUGGCUUUUCUGUAGUACUGAGAUGUUGUACCACAAAAAAAAACAUUUUUCGUCAUUUAAAUUUGUUAUAAUGCUCUCAAUUUAGACAUAUGUGCUUGGAUGUUUUGUACUGG
Messenger RNA from Cuscuta campestris, 1504 nucleotides. The record is from the annotation of a GenBank genome assembly. NCBI's taxonomy places the organism in Eukaryota, Viridiplantae, Streptophyta, Magnoliopsida, Solanales, Convolvulaceae.